Messenger RNA from Pecten maximus, 4090 nucleotides. RefSeq lists its product as uncharacterized. The record is from RefSeq and is a predicted model, not a curated record. The coding region runs from base 96 to 623 and encodes 175 amino acids. The transcript is spliced from 2 exons. NCBI's taxonomy places the organism in Eukaryota, Metazoa, Mollusca, Bivalvia, Pectinida, Pectinidae.
UCGCCUCCACUGUAGUCCGUGACACAAAGUUUGGUACGGUCGGCCUGCCUUUAUUUCUGGUCACCUUCGCCGCACUGAUUUGUGUCAUACUGGCAAUGGUUAUCUACUACUGUUACGGGAAGAGGAAAUCCGGGUCACAUUAUCUCGAGGAAAAUGGUGGUCCGGGCGGAAAUGUCAGGGGACCACAGAUGGCUCUUCAAAUGGAAGACGUACAUUAUGGGAACAACUUUGAGACAAUUGACUUGGAGGACGAAAGAAAAUCAAGAGCCGGCAAUGGAAGUAACCCUGGGCUACUCUCAUUUAAAAAUCAUCAAACCGAAAACGACACCGCUAGUAAUGAUGACGCCAACUCCAUCACAGUAGAGCCGCCAUCUUGGCUUCGAGUCGAACCGACAAGUAAUGACGAUACUGCCUCAAACUUCUCUACGCAAGCGCAGACUGACGACAAAGACACGAAAGAGGAAAUUGACGAACAUUUAGAUGAUAAUGACCCGACAAAUGACGACAGGGAAGGUUCGGAUGCUCUGUCGGUGAACAGUUCUGCUAUUGAUGAGGAGGAACUUCCGCCUCCCCCACUUCCAAGUGAAUCAGACGACCAAGGAGAAGGAAAAACAGAGAUGUGACGUCAUACAUCUUCCGCUUCCGGUUGUUAGUAGGAAUCCGAACAGUAUUGAGUAGUGGAAUAUCACUAUAUAUAUAACUAUUUUUACCGCGAAUGCGUGUUUCCCACGGAACGUAAAACUAAUGUGACAGAAAAUGUGUGUUGUCUCAUUGUCCGAAGUUUUUUUAUAAGUACUAGAUAAUUACAAGAGUAUCGAAAAGGCGUUUUGAAUGCCCAAGGACCCCGUUUUUAGUGUAGAUAUGUUAUCUGCGAAUUAAGAAUAUGCAUUGCCCUAAAGAAUAGCUCUGUACACGCAUAUCUAUGGCAUUUUGAAGGAUAAAAGGAAUCGAUGGCUUAUCAAUGAUAAAAUUUGGCAAUUUUUGGUUAACAUAUGUAUAUCCGUUUUGGUCAGGUUUUUUUUUUACUUUGAACCAAUCAAAAGGCUAGCUAUGAAACCUUUAUAUUUCUAUGACAUAAUUUAAAAGUUAAGAGGAAAUGUUUGCAUGCAGAGAAGAACCCUUGAAGUUCAGAAAUAAGUUAUCUCCAAAUGUAUACUAAAUAUUCAGGAGUAUUUUGAACCGGCCAAAUGGCAAACCAUGAAUCUGCAAUUUUUCCACAUGUAAGUUGAAGAUUUCAGAGAAUUUUUCAUGCAACGAAGAAACAAUCGAGGUCAAGUGUACAUGUAUGUGGAUAUGUUGCUCGCUAAGAACAAAUUUUUACGGAGAGAUUUUUGUAUCAGCUGUUAUGACGUGGCACAGAAAUUGUCGUUAUCAUUGUUAUUACGUCAUUAUGUCAGAUACCGGUGACCUUAAGCUUCUUAUGGUAACACGAAACAUUAUAUUAAUUAUAAAAGCAUACGGCAAAAUUAACGAUUUGUUGAUGAGAUUUUUUAUGAACGCUGUACAACAAUAUUGAACAAUGUUUUGUGUUGUAUAUGGAUGCCGCCUUCUGGCAAAAAUUCAAGAUAACAUAUGAGCGAUCAAAUUUGCACGUUUUCCCCUUUUGAUCGCUUUUUAGUCCGUAGUGUAAAUUUUCUUUCAAUUUCACUUACACUUCUAAAGGUAAAACUUAAACUAUUUAAAAUAUUAUUUUCGGGAAGGCGUCGUAUGCCUAAAAUGAAUCUAGUGCCUUUAUACCGUAUAUGUAUAUUGAGGUCCAUUUUUAUAUUUAAAAAAAAUAAAUUCAUAAUUCCAUUGUCAAAUAUCAAAUAUCCUUGAGAUGUUUAAUAGUGAGGUAAGCUAAAAAUGAGAGCCUUGCCACCUUCCUUUACCCAAUAAUGUAUGUAAGGAUAAUGUUUAUUACGUCACUCUCACGUGACCCAUUUUAAUUGUCUCUUGCUCGUGAUAGUGCGUCUUGCGACCGUAAACAAUUAACAUUAGCAUGCUUGGACUAAGGGCUAUCGUAUAUGUUGAAUGAAAGACAUUGGUUUAUAUUCAAAUGGGCCGAAGAGUUAAAAUCGUUAAACAACUUCUCAACAACUAAGAGGCCAAUGGUAAUGAUAUUGGACAGUAGCAUGUUGGAAAAAUUUGUUCAAAUGAAUUACCUUGAAAUAUUUCCAAGGUCAUAGAGUUCAAAUGUGUUAAAAUCUUUAAACUAUAUCUGAGGUCUCAAUAACCAAAAUGCCCAGGGUCAUGAUAUUGGGCCUGUAGCAUACUGGGAUGAAUGAAUACCAUGUAAGUUCAAAUGAACGACCUUGACAUACUUUCAAAGUUAUAGAAGUCAAAUAUGUUCAAUUUUUUAAACAAUUUCUCAAUUACCAAGAGGUUUAUUAGAGUAAUGAUAUCAAACCAAAGUCACAUUGGAAUAUACAGAGCUACAACGUUUGUAUAAUUGGAUGACCUUGACCUAUAUAUCUACUUUUAAUGUCAAAAGGUUCAUAGCUUUUGAAAUACUUAAAUGUCUUCUUCUCAACAACCAAGAGGCUUUGGGUUUUGACGUGGCUUUGUGUCAUGACGUUAGUCGAUACGCACUGUGGGAUGGAUGGCUGCAAAGUUUGCCCUUGACCUACUUCAAUGUCAGAUAGGUGAGAUGUUGUAAAGUUUCGUUAAAUCAGGUGACCGAUAAGGCCCCUGGGCCUCUUAUUUUGUUUGAUAUAAAUGUUUUUAUUUAUAUCGACAGAAUUUUAUAGAAAUCAUCAACAUUAUUUUAUAGAAAUCAUCAACACGGUUAUAUACAUCCAUAUCUACAGUGAUGUAAAAUGGCUGAUAUUUGAGAGGUUAUUGUUCCCGGCUGUACGCAUUAUCAUUGUGUAUUGUCUUCAUGUUAACCCCAUUGUGUAUUGCCUUCAUGUUAACCCCAUUGUGUAUUGUCUUCAUGUUAACCUCAUUGUUUAAAUUAUAAAGAAAAUGUUGACAUUGGUAAUAUAUCCUAGAUAACUGUAUCCUUCGUUAUGGGAACACUUAACCUCAUCUGUAUAUUUUUGUGUUUGUAUAUUUUUGUGUUUGUAUAUUUUUACCAAAAGUGUACUGUGGUCGCUCUUUCGGCCAUGUUUGUUUCUCAUUAUAUUUCCCAUUGUAUAAAAAAAUCAUGACUGCCGCUUGAAAUGAUUUGUUCAGUGACACAUAUGAUACAAAAUCUCAAUCCACGGUCCAUAUAUAAUAGUUGCACAGGGACCUGGAAAAAAUAUCAAUCCAUGGUCCAUAUACAUGUAUUGAAAGUAACACAGGGACCUGGAAAAAAAUCUCAACCCACGGUCUAUAUAUAUGUAUAUAUAUUUCUUUAUAUAUUAAUUUGAGUAUGGGGAUCAUAAGACAAGUAUACGUAAACCGCGUGUUGGGAAAUUGUGUCCAAUCCCUGUGAUUCUAAACAAAGAGAAAUAAUAGGUCCAAGGCCAAAUGUCGUAAAUACUCAAUAGAAGUAAUGAACAAUAAUUGUAUCUAAUUCGGGUGUUAAUAUAUAGAACCUUCAUUAACAUUAAUUAUAAUCACAUACCAGAGUCAUAUCAUUUGUAGCUUCAUCAUAUAGAGUCAGAUAAUAUCGUCGUUUUAUAUGUAUGCGUCAUCAUUUGUUCGGGAGUCUGGGCUUUGUUUUAAACCAACACCAGACUCUUCAUAUUAAGCUUGAUAACUCUAUAAAAAUAUCUACAUCUGCAGUUAAUGUGUCGCUUGAAAAGUGUCUCAUACAUUGAAUCACACGAAAUGUAUUAUUUCGUGUUCUAUUCAUGACGAUCGUUAUACUAUGUUAAAAUAUAUAGCUAAAUUUCCGUAUUUCACAAAAAUUACACAUUUUUAUAUUUUUCAAAAAUAAACAAAAACAAAAUUGACAUUUGUUGUUUUAUAUUUAUUUAGAAUCACAUUAUACAUAGGUAUAGAUAAAUAAUAUUUCCUUUCAUUUUUUUCAUUAUACAUACACUCAUGCAUGGGAUAUAAUAGCAAUUAGGUAAUAUCACUUAUUGAAAAGUUGAAUAAUUGAUUUCACUUAGAUGAACUGACAGGGAUUAUCUAUAGUUUUCUAUUGUGUGAAAUAAUUAAUAAAUUAUAUUACUUGAAA